Meloidogyne enterolobii is the source of this 754-nucleotide messenger RNA. Lineage: Eukaryota; Metazoa; Nematoda; Chromadorea; Rhabditida; Meloidogynidae. The record is from the annotation of a GenBank genome assembly.
UUGUUAAUUCUUUAAUCCACCUCCCUAAAUUUCAAGGCGUUUGCAUGGUACUUGCCAUUUAUUAUUGGGUAUUUAUGCCGUCUGUUCUCUCCUAUCAAAAAUUCAAAUAUUGCUUCCAUUUACUUUAAUCAUGCUUCCUGGAACAGGGAAAAUACCUCGCUUAUAUUGCGCUUUGAUCCAAAUAAUACCUGUCGGUGGUUCUAUGAAUGUAUUUUCAUUGAUGCUUGUAAUUGGUGCGGAUAGAAUGUUGGCUAUUUUCAUGCCUCUUUGGUAUUCAACCAGAAGUGAGAAACAUUACCUAAAGAUAAUGUAUCUUGCCUCAUUUUGGUUUCCUCUACUCCUUUUAGGAUUCGCCAUUAAAACUGUCAUCCAAGACCCUUUCAUAAAUGUCAAAUGCUUCGCCACAGAUUGGACUGCCAGUGAUGAUCAGAAUCUUAUACAAUCCAUAAUACUUGUAUUAAUUUGCUUAACCUCGCUUUGUUAUAUUUUAAUGUUUUUUAAAUUAUUGUAUGAACAAUGGAAAGGGAAAGCUACUGCUCAAAGAAAAGCCAUCUACAGAACCUUAGCUUUAAUUAUGGCAAUCCAAAUUGUUGGAUAUACACUAACUUCAAUUGCUUAUAAUAUAGUAAUGCGGAUUUCGUCCAAGUUUAGUGCAGACGAUUUACAAUAUAUAACCUGUGCUGUUAAUGUUAUGUCAUCAUUAAGUUCAAGUGCGGAAGUCCCAGUUUUGUUUGUUGUUAGGUUGGAGGAUUAA